GAUUCACGAUGCAUCGAUGUGUUUUUACAUCACUAGAGAGAAUGGCUUCUUGAACAUAACGGCACUUGAUUGGCGAUAAAAAAAAUUAGGUUUAAUUUUCACGUGCGUUUACAACAUAAAAAAACUGAAUGUAAUAAGAUCUGUAACAAAAAUGAGAGAAGAGCAGAUCUUGAGACUAUGGCGGCAGAUGAAGAAGAAACAUGGCGCAGACAGAUUAUCGAAGCACGAAUGGAAGAUCUUACGCGCAGACUUCCUAACGAGUUGGAACACACUAACAUUCGAUAAGUUUUCUAAAGAUCAAUUGGCCGAAGCUACUUUGCGCGAAGAACUGCAAGAGACGACUCGGGCGUACUCUGGCCUUGAAAAAGGACUUGCAUCGCGUCUAUCAACGCGUAGACGAAGCACUAAACUUGAGACCAACCCGAUAGCAACUUCUGAAGGAUCUAUUCCGCCUGCUCAGGAGAACACUGGCUCAUCACAGCGUAAGCCCAGUUCGCUUCCUUUGGUCCUCCUUGGGCUUGAAAAGGACCAAACGCAAUCAUCAAAGCCAAGCCGCAGCGCGGUCAAAGCUCGGACAAAACCAGUAGCAACGCCUGACAAAUUAAUUGCGCUUCCUCGAGAGCCCACUAGCCUUGAAAAUGUAAUUUAUAUCGUAAAGGGUGACCAAUCGCGAUUAUUGAAUCGUAGACCCAAUUCCAGAGGUACACCAAAACUGGCACCGACUACUGACGGACACAUUGAGCUUGAAACAGGGGACCAAAAGCGAGCAUCAAAGGCUAGCCAAAGCAGAGUUAAAACUGAGGUUAAAUUGUCAGCGAUCUCUGACAGCUCUGUUCCGCCUACUCAGGAAAUCACUGGCUCAUCAAAGCGUAAACCCAUGUCGCUUCUUCUGGACCACUCGGAGCCUGAAAGCACGGACCAAUCGCAAUUGUUGAAUUGCAGGCCCAGUUCCAGGCCUAGACCAAAACUGGCACCGACUCCUGACGGACACAUUGAGCUGGAAAAAAGAGACAAAAAGCGAGCACCCAAGCCUACACAAAACCCAAAACACAAAAAAUUCAUGAGUGAGGUAAAAUCGGCAGCGAUUUUUUACAGCUCUAUUCCGCCUACUCAGGAGCACACUGGCUCUUCACCUCCUCUAGACCGUGCUGGCACUGAAAAGGGAGAAAAAUCGCAGUCACCAAAGCAUAUAACGAGUUUGCUUCCUCUGGAUUUACUUGGGACUGAAAAGGGGGAUCAAUCAGGAUCAUCAAAGCAUACCUCUGUUAAACCACGGACAAAAUCGCCGGCGACUCCUGACGGAGAUAUUCCGCCAUCGACUCUUAAAGGAUCUAUUCCGUCCAGCCCUGUACUUGAAGAGGCGGACUUUUCGUGUUCAUGGAAGCUUACAAAGUCUCGUAAACAGCGCGAUCGCAUCUUAGAAAGGCAACGUGAAGAUGUUGAAAACUUCCUUGAUGAUGUGCCCUUGUUUGAAUUGCGGAAGCACGUAACCAAAACAAAUGGGACUGAAACUGAGGGAAAAAAUAAUAAAACCAUAGAAAACAAUAGCCCCUCAAAGUCUCCAGUUAAGCGUAAACCAGCAGACACCAUACCAAUCCCACUGCAGCCAAUCAAGAGAAGGAGACAAAAACAUGUUCCAGUAAAAAUUAGCCACCAUUUGGAGAGCGUUCCUUUCAUGCCUAAGAUUGAAAUGGUUCCUGCUCCUACCGAUUUAAGCACUGACAUAUUGGAGGAAUCUGCAGAAAUAGGGAUAGCUGUGCGAAAGAUCCAAGAGCUCAUGGAUUUAGAAAAGGAAGCAGAAAUAGUGGACGAUGAUCCGGAGUUUGUCGAGAGUCCCAUAACGGCGUGCUGUACUGACAAAAAGAUCGAUUUAAGCCACGAGAACAAUGUAGAGCACACUGAGAUAAUGACUCUUUUCGAAUUGGGUGAUGAAGGCGAUCGUACACCUGAAAUAGAUCGUUGCCUGAAAAUCUUUACCACUAAAACGCCAAGUGAAAUCGACGAUCAACUGGCCGUCACAACGGAGUUCUUCGAACGGUUGCCAAAUUCGUCCACAGUCGAUUUAGAAAAGGCAGACCUCAUGGAGGAGGAGGAGGAGGUCCUUGACUAUGAAGAGGAUGGAGACGUGGACGAUGAUGUCUUGUCGGUUACGGCGACAUCUUGGGAUGACAUGGAGGAGGAGGAAAAACAACCAGAGCCCUCAAAAGCUUCAUUGAGAAAUUUUCGUAUACCUCGACUUACCAAAGAAAUACUCCAGUCGCAGCCGAAAAUAAUGUGCUCGCUGUACAACAAUGAGGCACUCAACGAAAAGGAACAAGAGGAGCCACAGAGGCAGACAUUAAAGCAACGAAAAUCAUCAGGGUCUGCUACAUCUACACCAUCUGCUUCACCAUUCGUGCCUCCUCUAGCAUUGGCGUCUGCUCUACCAUUGGAGGCUACCCCAAUAAUCCAGCCGCUGUACGACCAGAGGCAGAACAUAUUUGGCCAUAACGCGAAUCCAGUGGCUCCAGCUAUAACUUUGGCGCCGCCUCCAGCUGCAGUACGCAAUCCAACAAUACACACGCUUAACGAAAAAGCACAGAGGAAGAUAAAGGGAAUUUCACUUACGCAAACUCAAUAUUCAGUGCCUCCUUCAGCUCUAUCUAUAGCGCCGUCUCAAACUUUAGUACGUAGUCCACUAGUAAAUUCGACAAACGACCAGGAAGGGAGAAAGAUUCAUGUGAAUUCACUUGCACAAAACAUAUAUACAGCGCCUUCUCCAGCUUCAGUCGCACAAACGCUAUAUUCAGCGCCUCCUCAAACCAUAAGUCCCCGACAGGAUAACCGAACAUUGACGAUGCAGCAGGCUGCAACAGUAAUGCCAUCGCUUGGCAAUCCACGUACCCAGGCAAUUACUGCUCGGCAUGUGAUCGAACCCGUACCGAAAUUUGAUGCGCCUUAUCGUUCAACUGCUGCGACUAUGCAAACUAUUCGUACGGACAGGACCAAGUGGUUUAGUGAUGAGUACUGGAUGUUGAAUUUGUUUGGAGUCAAGUGCUUGGAAAAUCUAGACGAUGUGUGCAGCGCCCAAAGCUGUAAUCAUACAUUCACCGGCAUCGGAGAGUUAAGCCGGAAACUGAUGAGACUGGAUGUGGAUAGCCUGUUAUUCACAUAUCAACAAAUGCUAAUGCGUAGUCAACGUCUCUUCCUGACAUUCGCUCCGGUUUAUGUUGAUAUAUUUGAAGCUAAAAAUCUGCAGAACGACUUGCUGCACUUGCUGAUGGAUUGUCGAUUGUACAAGUCACUUUGUGCUUCCAUUAUUAAUAAAGCCUUUACUGCCUUGAAAAACAUGGGCUUGGAAACGCAGGCCACACUAUGCAUUAUGGAAUACCUAUGGAUGCCUCGUAAAGCGCACAACUUUACGGAAACGACGUUAACAAUAUUAAAAGUUCUUGGAUCCUCUAAUUGGUACAACUAUACUGAUAAAAUGGUAGAACUAUGCCAGAUAUAUGGGGUCAGUUUACCAACUGAGGUAUUAUUAACCAUUCUCUCGGCGGCCAACGAGAGACACGAAUUGAAAAGCGAGGCAGUAAAGUUCUUUUUGGUCAUGGGUGUGGCCCCUGAGGAAUUGAGAGAAGAGCUGACGGCUGCUAUCAAGCUAUUUGCGGAAAAAGAUAAUUAAUUCUUAUGCUGUUGAUCAGCAGAAUCCAACCCUAAUGAAGAUGUAUUUAGGUUCGGAAUUAUAACAUCCCAUCGGACUUGGUAUCAUUACGACGGUAUUGAUAUUAAAACUCAAAUUUAGAAAUUUACAAACAUGUUUGUAUUACGAACACUAUGAUAAUUAAAUAAAACAGGACAUAAGAAAA
Drosophila pseudoobscura is the source of this 3845-nucleotide messenger RNA. RefSeq names its product deadlock (gene del). The transcript has 12 exons. The coding region runs from base 152 to 3661 and encodes 1169 amino acids. The record is from RefSeq and is a predicted model, not a curated record. NCBI's taxonomy places the organism in Eukaryota, Metazoa, Arthropoda, Insecta, Diptera, Drosophilidae.